This is a messenger RNA of Amphiprion ocellaris (clown anemonefish), 1539 nucleotides long. It is a transcript of the gene spmap2, whose product is annotated as theg spermatid protein. Gene Ontology annotation, biological process: spermatogenesis. The record is from RefSeq and is a predicted model, not a curated record. The coding region runs from base 388 to 1098 and encodes 236 amino acids. Lineage: Eukaryota; Metazoa; Chordata; Actinopteri; Pomacentridae. The transcript is spliced from 8 exons.
UCUACCUGCACUGCGUAAAAGAGAUUUGGACUGUUUGAUACCGUGUUUUCCUUUACCUUUUUUCCCCUGUGAUCCCGGUAACUACACUGGCAGCUUAACAAGAGAGCUCAGUGCCUCAUGAACAUGCGCCUGUGAAAAGGAUCACAAUACCAACACAGAAAAGGAGACUUUUCAACACAGAGCAGACGUUUCUAACCUCGCCUUAUCGCUGUUAUGUUAUUAAGAAAUGCAUAAGAGCAGCAGGAGGGAGGAUUUGGAUGUCCUGUCUUGCUCUGCACACAGACGAUCUCUGGUGUUUUGUCACCUGAUACCAUAGCAACCAGCAGGUGUCGGUGUCAUCAAAGAGAAGAAGCCACUGCAGGGUAAAGGGCAGCUUCCGGCGUUUCCAUGGCAACUCAGACGCAGCUGCUCGCUCAGCCCAAACCAAACAGACUCAAAUAUCCAGACCGUCGCUCUGUUUACUGGCUGGAUGAGCUGCCACCAGAGAGGACUGGAUCCACCACCAAAAUCGAGUUAACCCCUCGCUGGUCGGCCUUGUGUAGAAGCAAAAAAUUCUACACUCAAGACACGGUUUCCCCCAUAUGGGAGGUGAGUGAAUGGGCUCUCCGGGCCGUUCCAUCCCAGCGGUUGUGCCGCCUGGCUCGAUCUCGGGCCCCUGCAGCUGGCUGGCAGCCAGACCACCCACUUCCGCUGCCACUGAGCAGAGGGACGCUGACUGCAGUCGCCACUUCAAGGAUUUGCCAGCUUGCCCAGCCAAAGAAAAAGCAAAUUCUUGAGGGAUCCAGCCCCAAAUCUAAACCUGUACCCACGAACCACCUGCCCUCCAGAGCAUCUGCGCACAUUGAACUACUUGCAACCCCGAAGCACGACCACCCCAAGUUUAAAGGAGAGCGCUCAGUGUGCUGGCCUGUUUCCAAAGCAGCGAGAAGCCACGCCGCCAGCCAGAGACUUCUCCAUCUGUCCAGUCCCAAAGACAGGAAGGCUCUGUUUGAGGGGUACGACCCGUACGUUGUUAGCCGGGCCGCCCGCUCUGCCAGCCCCUCUCCUCGGAUACAGGAGCUCUGUCUGCCGCUGCCUCGCAAAUGUAGCUCAAAGUAGAACGAAUGACACCAGAAACAUCUGCCCCCCCCAAAGUGUUGCUUGUUCUCAUUUUCCCCAAGCAAGUGUCAUCAUGAUAAAGGUUUUUCUGUGGGCAUUUAUGACACACACCUGUUAUUUGCUUCACUCAUGGGUAACAGUGCAGCAUCAUCCUACUGUUUAUGACCUUCAAUGUAGAAAAAAAUGAAAAGAAAAACCUGUAAAGAAUGGUAACAAUCUGGCAGCAAGGUAUGUUUUUAAAAAUGCUGGAAUACUGUGACAUUCAAAAACUAAAAACAGAAAAAUGGCAAAUAUCUGUAAGAUAGUUAGAAAAUAGAGAUAUUAAGCUGAUUUAUACCUGUAAAUAUGGACAUUACGUACCGUUAAUGAACAUAUAAAUGCAUACAUUUUCCUGUUAUUUUGCUAAAUAUCUGUAAUUUAACUAAACAGAGAAAAUCUGUA